CAACCCAAGCCACUCUUAUAAAUUUGCCGUCAAAUACCUCAUUUUCCCAUACUUUCUCUCUAUCUUUUUCUCCAAGAAAACGCUUGCCCAGAUUCCCAGAAAUUAAUUUCUCAUCCCCACAAUGAAGAAAUCUGGUCUCUUUGCUGCCUCAGUUGCCGCAGUUUCUGCUUCAGCUAUGUCUGCUUCUUCCACAAACUUCGUUUGCAAUUCCAAUUUACAAGUUUCUCAUGAGGAUGUUUCAUUGAAGAAAGAUCAUGAUAAUUCAUCGAUGCAAAGGUCAUCAUCAACUGAAAAAUUUGCUCCAAGGUUUGAUGGCUUGAGGUUCAUUGAAACUCUGGUCACUGCUCACAGAUAAACAAGAUUUUUUUUUUUUUAUAUUUGUUCUUCCAGUUUUUUAAUGAGAACAAAGAAAGAGAAAGAACUGUAACUCUACAGGUUCUGUAAUAGUAGUUUUACCCUAUAUUGCCCCUGU
This is a messenger RNA of Pistacia vera, 472 nucleotides long. RefSeq lists its product as uncharacterized. The record is from RefSeq and is a predicted model, not a curated record. The coding region runs from base 122 to 355 and encodes 77 amino acids. The transcript has 2 exons. Lineage: Eukaryota; Viridiplantae; Streptophyta; Magnoliopsida; Sapindales; Anacardiaceae.